CAUGCAUGAUCUGGCAACAAAGUGCGUUGUAAAGAAGAGUUGAGAAGCUCUAAAAAUGGACGCGAAUAAUAAGGCACCGAAUACGUACGACGAAAUUGCAGCUCAAGUUCAGGAAAUCCAGUCAAGGAGCAAGGUAGAUAUAUCUGAAAAAGAUCGCAUCGGAUUUGGCGAAUCAGGCAUUUUUGAUUCAGAAAUCUACGGUGAAGUUCAAAGUCGAUUUGAUGGAUAUGUAACUUCAAUUGCCACAACUGAUGAAGUUGAAGAAGAAGAUUAUGAUGGAGCAGUUGCCACUGGAGGCAGGCAAACUUUCACAGCACCAGCUGCGAUUCUAAAUGAAGUGGCAGGAGAAGACUUUGACCCAUUUGCUGAACAUCGGAGACCAACUAUUGCUGACAGAGAAGAUGAAUACAGAGCAAAGCGUCGGAAGUUGAUUAUUUCCCCAGAACGUGUUGAUCCAUUUGCUGAAGGCGGUAAAACCCCAGACGUUGGAUCUCGCACUUACGCUCAUAUUAUUCGUGAACAACAGUUGCGCGCAGAAGAGCAAGAGGUCCGCCGGAAGCUUGCCGACAAAGCUAAGGAUGGUACCUUAAAAGCUGUAUCGGUACCAUCAAACGGUGAAUCAAAUGAAGCGCCACGGAAGCGUGCAGCCCGUUGGGAUCAAACAGGUGAAGGUGAUACAGGCCCUGCUGCAACUCCGGUUGCAGCACCAGCUGUUCCUACGGUAAAGAAGAAAACCUGGGAAGUGGAAACGCCAGCAGUAGCUCGUUGGGAUGAAACUCCUUCUCGCUCCAAAGGCUCUGAAACCCCGGCAGCUGGAGGUGUUACCCCUGGAAGUCGUCUGUGGGAUGCUACGCCAGGACAUGAUGACUCGCGCAAACGGAAUCGCUGGGACGAAACACCGAAAACUGAAAGAGCCGGCGAAUUUACUCCUGGUUUUGGUUCUGGUUGGGCUGAGACACCACGGACAGAUCGUGGAGGAGACACAAUCCAGGAGACCCCAACUCCUUCGGCAUCGAAACGUCGCAGCCGUUGGGAUGAAACACCAGCUAAUUCCAGUGCGACACCGUCUGGUGGAAUGACUCCGCAAACUCCUUCACUAUCAGGAGCUAUGACUCCAAGAAUGACACCGGGUGGAGCUACUCCAAUCGGACAAAAAGCUAUGGCCAUGGCUACCCCAACUCCAGGACACCUUGUUACCAUGACUCCUGAACAACUACAAGCAUACCGAUGGGAAAGAGAAAUCGACGAAAGAAACCGCCCAAUUGGAGAUGAUGAACUAGACGGGAUGUUUCCAGAAGGCUACAAGGUCCUGCCUCCUCCAGCUGGAUACAUUCCUCUACGUACCCCGGCGCGCAAAUUAACUGCAACUCCCACUCCAUUAGCUGGGGCCAAUUCGGGAUUCUACAUGCAACAAGAAGAUAAAACUGCCUCAAAAUACAUGGACACACAACCCAAAGGCGGUAACUUGCCCUUUUUGAAGCCAGAAGAUGCCCAAUAUUUCGACAAGCUAUUGAUUGAUGUCGAUGAAGAUUCAUUGAGCCCAGAAGAGCUUAAGGAACGAAAAAUCAUGACUCUUUUACUUAAAAUCAAGAACGGUACCCCACCUAUGCGUAAAUCUGCAUUAAGACAAAUCACGGAUAAGGCUAGAGAAUUCGGAGCUGGUCCACUUUUCAAUCAAAUCCUUCCUUUAUUGAUGUCUCCGACCCUAGAAGACCAAGAGCGUCAUUUGCUCGUUAAAGUUAUCGAUCGCAUUCUCUACAAAUUGGAUGAUCUAGUGCGUCCCUACGUCCACAAAAUCCUUGUCGUUAUUGAACCGCUGCUAAUUGACGAAGACUAUUAUGCUCGUGUUGAAGGUCGAGAAAUCAUCUCUAAUUUAGCUAAAGCAGCUGGUUUAGCAACUAUGAUUUCUACCAUGAGACCUGAUAUCGAUAACAUUGAUGAAUAUGUUCGUAACACUACUGCAAGAGCUUUUGCUGUGGUAGCUUCUGCACUGGGAAUUCCUUCCCUUCUUCCCUUUCUAAAGGCCGUUUGCAAGAGUAAAAAGUCAUGGCAGGCUCGCCAUACUGGCAUCAAAAUCGUCCAACAAAUUGCUAUUCUUAUGGGAUGUGCUAUUUUACCUCACUUGCGAAAUCUGGUUGAGAUCAUUGAACAUGGAUUGGUAGAUGAGCAACAGAAAGUGCGCACCAUUACUGCCUUGUCCAUUGCUGCGCUGGCUGAAGCCGCGACUCCGUACGGUAUUGAGAGCUUUGACUCUGUUUUAAAACCGUUGUGGAAGGGUAUAAGAACUCAUCGUGGUAAAGGAUUGGCUGCUUUCCUUAAGGCUAUUGGCUAUUUGAUUCCUCUCAUGGAUGCCGAAUACGCUAAUUAUUACACUCGCGAAGUGAUGUUAAUUUUAAUUCGCGAGUUUCAGUCACCUGACGAAGAAAUGAAAAAGAUUGUACUUAAAGUGGUGAAACAGUGUUGCGCAACUGACGGUGUGGAACCUCAGUAUAUUAAAACUGAAAUUUUGCCACAUUUCUUCAAAAGUUUCUGGAAUCAUAGAAUGGCAUUAGAUAGACGUAACUAUCGCCAGCUAGUUGACACAACAGUUGAAAUCGCUAAUCGUGUUGGUGCAGCGGAAAUUAUUGGCCGAGUGGUUGACGAUUUAAAGGACGAAAAUGAACAAUACCGGAAAAUGGUUAUGGAAACGGUCGAAAAGAUCAUGGGUAAUCUUGGUGCCGCUGAUAUCGACGCUCGCUUGGAAGAGCAGCUCAUCGACGGUAUUCUCUACGCAUUUCAGGAACAAACGACUGAAGAUGUUGUGAUGCUAAAUGGAUUCGGUACAAUCGUGAACUCACUUUCCAAACGAGUUAAACCUUAUUUGCCACAAAUUUGUGGUACUAUUUUAUGGCGUUUGAACAACAAAUCAGCAAAAGUUCGGCAACAAGCUGCUGAUUUGAUUAGCCGUAUUGCAGCAGUAAUGAAAACUUGUCAGGAAGAAAAGCUCAUGGGGCAUCUGGGAGUUGUUCUCUAUGAAUAUCUUGGCGAAGAGUACCCUGAAGUUCUUGGGUCUAUUUUAGCUGCUCUUAAAGCUAUUGUUAACGUAAUUGGCAUGCACAAGAUGACACCGCCAAUCAAAGAUUUACUUCCCCGAUUAACACCUAUUUUGAAGAAUCGGCAUGAAAAAGUACAGGAAAAUUGCAUCGAUUUGGUUGGGCGUAUUGCCGAUCGUGGGCCAGAGUACGUUUCAGCUCGAGAGUGGAUGCGCAUUUGUUUUGAGCUUUUAGAACUCUUGAAAGCACACAAGAAAGCCAUUCGACGAGCUACAGUCAACACUUUUGGUUAUAUCGCCAAAGCAAUUGGCCCACACGAUGUAUUGGCUACACUGCUUAAUAAUUUGAAGGUACAGGAGCGCCAAAAUCGUGUUUGUACAACCGUUGCCAUUGCAAUUGUGGCUGAAACUUGUUCGCCCUUCACCGUCCUCCCUGGGCUUAUGAACGAAUAUAGAGUCCCGGAACUUAAUGUUCAAAAUGGUGUUUUGAAGUCAAUGUCGUUCUUGUUCGAGUACAUUGGCGAGAUGGGGAAGGAUUACAUUUAUUCAGUUACAUCGCUCUUAGAAGACGCUUUGAUGGAUCGUGACCUGGUCCAUCGUCAAACUGCUUGUGCAGCCAUCAAGCACAUGGCUUUGGGUGUUUUCGGCUUUGGUUGUGAAGAUGCCCUCACACACCUGUUGAACUACGUUUGGCCCAAUAUUUUUGAAACAUCCCCUCAUUUGGUUCAAGCUUUUAUGGAUGCUGUGGAGGGUAUGAGAGUAGCCCUGGGUCCUAUUAAAGUCUUACAAUACGCACUACAGGGUCUGUUUCAUCCGGCCCGGAAAGUUCGCGACGUGUAUUGGAAGAUUUACAACUCACUAUACAUCGGCGGUCAAGAUUCACUGGUGUGUGGGUACCCUCGAGUGUCCAACGAAGGGAAAAACACUUUUAAUCGUUAUGAACUCGAUUAUGUAUUGUAAUUCACUUUCUGUACUACAUUUUUACACAAGUUUCAUGUACUGAUUUCAUUAAAAAUAAACUCACUUGAGCCGUC
This is a messenger RNA of Daphnia pulicaria, 4065 nucleotides long. RefSeq names its product splicing factor 3B subunit 1-like (gene Sf3b1). Gene Ontology annotation, molecular function: mRNA binding. The record is from RefSeq and is a predicted model, not a curated record. The transcript has 15 exons. Gene Ontology annotation, cellular component: catalytic step 2 spliceosome; U2 snRNP; U12-type spliceosomal complex. The coding region runs from base 56 to 3991 and encodes 1311 amino acids. Gene Ontology annotation, biological process: spliceosomal complex assembly. Lineage: Eukaryota; Metazoa; Arthropoda; Branchiopoda; Diplostraca; Daphniidae.